Messenger RNA from Diversispora eburnea, 1143 nucleotides. Lineage: Eukaryota; Fungi; Glomeromycota; Glomeromycetes; Diversisporales; Diversisporaceae. The record is from the annotation of a GenBank genome assembly.
AUGUAUAAUUGUAGCACUGACGGAGGAAUCGGUAUCGUCGAAAUGCUUUUCUGUACGUCUCUCGUUGCUUUAGUGGGAGCGGGAGAGCAUCCUUCAUUCUCACCAAGACGAUUGCAGAUCACCAACACAAAGAGACAAUCUACGAUAUGUGAACUUACCUUCCAGACGUCGAUUUUAGCUGUGAAGCUUAAUCGUAGACGGUUAAUUGUUGUUUUAGAACAAACAAUUUUCGUAUAUGAUAUUAGUAAUAUGAAAUUAUUGCAUAGCAUCGAAACCAGUCCAAACCAAACAGCGAUCUGUGCACUUUCUCCUUCAAAUGAAAACUGUUACAUAGCUUAUCCAUCUCAAACUCCAUCACCGUCAUCUCCAUUUUCAAAUCAAAGUUCACAAAAUACUUCACCAUCUGGGGAUGUCUUAAUUUUUGAUGCUCUGUCAUUGCAAAUUGUUAAUAUAGUUCAAGCACAUAAAAGCCCAGUAGCGUAUGUUGCUAUUAAUUCCGAGGGGACAUUGUUGGCAACAGCCAGCGAUAAGGGAACUGUUAUCCGUGUUUUCUCUAUCCCUAAUGCACAAAAAUUAUAUCAAUUCCGAAGGGGUUCGUAUCCGGCCCGCAUUCAUUCUAUUUCAUUCAACCCUGUAAGCACAUUAUUGUGUGUAUCUAGUGAUACCGAAACUGUCCAUAUUUUUAAACUGAAUACAACGGGGACUGGUAGCAAUGCAGGUGCGAAUAAUGGCACCUCCAAUGGUACAGGGGGAACAACAAAUCCUAUUGUGCGCCAUUCUUCCGGUCCUGCAACAAUAGGAGGAUUUGAAGCAUUUAUUGAUGGAAAAAAGAAAAGUGGAGUUGGCACUAUACGCCGCCAAUCUCUUCAUCUUGGACGUACCGUAGCGGGGAGUGUUGGUAAUUAUCUUCCUGAUGCUAUUACAGAAAUGUGGGAACCUACACGUGAUUUUGCCUAUUUAAAGUUACCGAGUUCUGGAGUACAGAGUGUAGUUGCUUUAAGCAAUAAUACCCCACAAGUUAUGGUUGUUACUUCCGAAGGUUAUUUUUACCAAUAUAAUAUAGAUUUGGAAAAUGGUGGUGAAUGUGUUCUUCUCAAACAAUACAGUUUGUUAGAACCAAAUGAAGAUUUGAAUUCACAAUAA